CUUGUGGUUGAGGACUCUGUCAAGUAUCUAAGAAGCAACAAUUGGAUACAUUCAACACACAUACACUCACUCAGAAUGGAUCUGUUCGACAUGGUGCGCGCUGCACCACCACCACCCGCAGAAGGUGAGAAGAAUGAAGCUGAGGUGGACUCGGAUGCUAGCCCUAAAGUAAAAGCCUUCUCGCCAUCGUCGUCGCCAAUGCCAAUGACGCCAUUAUUCAAUUUAGAAGAUUCGGACACUGAGACGAUCCCACGUUCGCCGCUGGUAGAAGACGCCACAACGCCACCACCACUUAUCAUAUCUCUCGACAUAGACGACGAAAACACUGAAGACGGUGGGAGCAGAGCGAAAAAUAAAACCAAAUUACAGGCAUCUAAACGUACAUCACUCAAGAAGACCUAUAAAGACUCUGACGAAGACUCCGACAAAACCGACGACUUUGACUCCGACGACUCCGAAGACGAAGUCAAGAAGAAGAACAAUGUGAAAGGCAUCGACAGUGACAAUUACAGUGACAGUAGCAGUGGCAUCAGUGACGACGAGGAGGAUGAAAAGAAGAAGAAGAAGAAUCUGAAGCAAAAGAAUCAGAAGCAGAAGGAGGAGGACGAGGAAGAAGAAGAGGAUCAGGAAGAUCUACUGCAAAUACAGCCGCGCAAAACAAAGGGUGAGCAAAAAAUGUUUACAGAUGCUACAGCGGCCUCAAAGAAGCAGACAGGCAAAAAAGCCAGCACUACUGGCGUCAGACGUUGCAUGGUGCGCAUUAAGCGCUUGACACAGUCGCAGAUUGACUAUCACACCAAUGCCAAAGGUAAGGGCAAGGGCAAGGGCCAAACCAAAGCUAAGGCCAAAGCUAAGCCCAAAGCCACAGAAAAGAAAGGUAAAGGCAAAGACAUCAAGCACAAGAAGCCUCGCAAGCGCCAAGCGAGCAUUUCGGAUUGCUCAUCUGUGGAAUCAUCUCCAUCGUCGGCCAAAAAGCCAAAGUCCAGCAAGGCCAAGGUGCACGUCAAGGUGCCCUUUCAGCAGAACGGCUCGACGCCGCGAUCUUCGCUCAAUACAUCACGCGUGCACACACCGCCGCCAAGCCUGAAGAAAUCACCCAAAAGACUCAAGCCAUUGAAAGCUAGCAAAGCGAUGAUCAAAAAGUAUGGAUCGCGCUUCUUUAAUUGCUAUGUAAAGAUGAAACGUUUGAAGGAUCCGGACGUGAGCAGCACAUCCAAGCGGGCUAAGCGCAAAUCAAAAUCGAACCUAUCUGUCUCAUUUAGUGAGGCCGUCGAAAUACUGGGCAGCAAGCCGCGCAAGUCUUCGUCCAUUGCCGGUGCGCUCAAGCAGACCACAAAUCUGAAUAGUUCGGUGCCAACGCGCUUGCAGCGAGUCGAUGCCACUGGGAAUGUGCUCGAGGACAUCGAACUGAAGCCGGAUACGGUAUUGAAAUCGUCGAAUAGCUCCGGGGGCCAAAGGAAGCGCGGCCGUCAGCCCGCUUGCAAUGGCGGGAAGCGUAACGGUAACAAACUGAAGCGUCAAGCUGUGCGUGUGCCAGUCACUGAUUUGGCUAGCCUGCGCAUCGAUGACAGCCAAGAUGAGGAGGAGCCGGUAGACAACGAUGCUGGCGAGGAAUAUAUUGUGCCCAACGAUAUGCCCACUUGUAAAACAUCGGGCGUGCAUCGCUCUUACACCCCGACGCCGCAGAAGAGAGUGGCCGUGGUGACAACCACAGUUAGUGAUGUGGAGGAUGCGGAUGAGUCGCAGCCACAGUGUAAAAUGAAGAAGACGGCUGCAUCGGAAAAUAAGAAUAAGAAAGAAGAGAAAGCUGAGUCAGAGGACGAGAAAAAGGAAGCGGAUGAAACUAAAGAUUCGGAUGAAACAGAUACGGAACUAGAAAAGGAACAGCCAAGCCCAGAGAAGCCACAGAAGGCGAAGCAGCCCGAGCAGAGCGAUUCAUCAAAUAGCUCGCCUCUGCUGACAGUGCUAACGGAUGAUGUUACCACAGAUGACAUAUUGGAGAUUCAAGCAUCUAUGGAGGAUGUGCGUGAGCUGCACACACCGCCAUCUAGACAGGAUACGCCGCUGCUGUCGCUGCCAUCGUCAGCUACUAACAAUCGUGACCAGCGCUCCGAGUCGCCGGAGUCAGAGAGCAGCUUCAAAUCGGCCGAUGAUCUAGAGAGCAGCGUUGCCAUCGAACAGACAUCAUCAGUGCAGUCAGCAUCGCCAGGGCGCCAGGCCAAUACAUCCGACUCGUUUGUCGACGAUCAGUCGACAUCACGGGCUGGUACACCCAGCACGCGCGGUGAGAAUCAGCAGUCGAUGUACGCGCCGAUUAUCGAUAUGCCGAAUCUAGAUGAUGACCUCGGUCCUAUUAUAGAGCCCAAUUUUCAAAUGGCCAACAGCCUCAAUUCAAAUUCUAGACUUACAAUGGAGGAUAUUUUGACAGUGUUCGAGACUUAGACAAACCCAACGAGAUGAACGCGUCGCGUAGUAGGUUAAUGACAGCACACUAUUUUCUGUCUCGCUCUAAAUGCUUAUCU
Messenger RNA from Drosophila arizonae, 2522 nucleotides. It is a transcript of the gene HP5, whose product is annotated as Heterochromatin protein 5. NCBI's taxonomy places the organism in Eukaryota, Metazoa, Arthropoda, Insecta, Diptera, Drosophilidae. The record is from RefSeq and is a predicted model, not a curated record.